Messenger RNA from Mercurialis annua (annual mercury), 1916 nucleotides. Its product is annotated as vicilin Pis v 3.0101-like. The record is from RefSeq and is a predicted model, not a curated record. The transcript has 4 exons. NCBI's taxonomy places the organism in Eukaryota, Viridiplantae, Streptophyta, Magnoliopsida, Malpighiales, Euphorbiaceae. The coding region runs from base 55 to 1731 and encodes 558 amino acids.
UCUAUUUUCUUCAUCAAAAACUUAGACGAAAAGCAUAAACACAAAAUUCAAGAAAUGAAGCUUUCUUUAGUUUUACUUCUGUCUCUUUUUGUUCUCUGUGCUAGCUUAGCUUUAGCCACGACAGACCCGGAGCUAAAGCAAUGCAAGCACCAGUGCAAAGUGCAGAGGCAGUAUGGUGCUGAGGAGAAGAGAGAAUGUGCAGAGAGAUGCGAGGAUUAUUACAGAGAGAAAAAAAGAGGCGAGCAAGAGAGAGGAGAAAGAGGAGAAGAAGAGAAGAGAGGCAGUAGUCGCAGCUGGGACGAAGAGGAUAAAUGGACUGACCCUCAAAAGAGGCUGAGAGAGUGUCAACAGCAAUGCGAGAGAUCACAGGAGGGACAACAGAAAUCUCUGUGUCGUCAUAGGUGCCAACAGACGUACGAAAGAGAGCGUGGAAGAGAAGAAGAGCAGCCGGGAAGACGAGAGAGAGGAUCGGAAGAUGAGGAUGAGGAUAACGCUGAACAAGAUGAGAACCCUUAUGUGUUUGAGGAAAAGCAUUUUACUAAAACAGUUGACAGUCGACAUGGAAAGAUUCAUGUUCUUCAAAGGUUUGACAAGAGAUCAAAGCUUCUACGUGGAAUUGAGAAUUAUCGUGUUGGAAUUAUUGAAGCUAAUCCUCAAACAUUUGUAUCUCCUAGCCAUUGGGAUGCUGAUGGCGUUCUCUUCGUGGCCAACGGACAAGGAACUAUAACUCUGAUUGAAGAGAAUGAAAGAAAGAGCCAUAACGUUGAGCGGGGAGAUGUCAUUAGGGUUCGUGCGGGAACUUCUGUCUAUUUCAUUAACAGACAUGACAAUGAGAAGCUUAUCAUUGUCAAAUUCAUCCAACCUGUCAAUCUUCCUGGAAAGUACGAGGCGUUCACUCCAGCAGGUAGUACGCAAUCGGAGUCUUUCUACAAGGCAUUCAGCUGGGAGUUGCUCGAGGCUGCUCUGAAAACUGAUAGGAGGAAGAUUGAACAAGCUUUUAGCCAAAAGCAAGAAGCGAUAGUGAAAGCAUCCAAAGAACAAAUUCAAGCUAUGACGCACCGUGAGCAACAAGAAGGUGGUGCUAUUUGGCCAUUUAAAGCCGAAUCAUCAAGCGGACCAUUCAAUCUUCUACGUAAACGCCCUGUUAAAUCCAACAAUUACGGUCAGCUGUUCGAAGCCAAACCAAAUGAGCACAAGGACCAGCUCAAAGACCUAGACCUUGGAAUCUCCUUAGCCAACAUCACCCGUGGCUCAAUGAGCGGACCUUAUUACAACUCAAGGGCUACCAAGAUCGCUAUUGUACUAGACGGUGAAGGCUACUUUGAAAUGGCAUGUCCACAUGUCCGCGGCGGUGGCGGUGACAGGUCCCGCGAGCAAGAGAAGCGGGAACGCCGCGAGCAAGAGAAGAAGGAAGGUCAACGUUUUACCAAGAUAAGCUCAAGGUUGAGAAGUGGCACAGUGUUCAUUGUCCCGGCCGGUCAUCCGGUUGCUGCUGUAGCAUCAGAAAAUAGUCAUCUGACGGUGGUUUGCUUUGAGGUGAAUGCAAAAGGCAACACUAGAUUCUCCCUUGCAGGCAAAAAUAAUGUAGUGAAUCAGUGGGAGAGAGAAGCCAAAGAGUUGGCAUUUGGUGUUCAGGCAAGAGAAAUUGAUCAGGUAUUCGGAAGCCAGGACGAGGACUUUUUCUUUCCGGGGCCGAGAAAACAACAGAGGCAAGGCCGGGCUGAUGCAUGAAAGACUGAACUGAAUAGUGUUUGUACUGUGAAUAGUAAAUAAUGUAAGUGCAUGAAAAAUAAGGGAAGAGUGGUUUUUUUAUCUUGUAUAAAGAGGAUCACUGCUGAAUAAAAACGACGUACUACCGUUAUAUUAAAUAAAAUGUUACAUUUUCACUUUAUAUACAAAUUACUACCUUUUAUAUA